AUGCUCACGUCUGGUUCUGUAAAAUAUCUUGUGAUACAAAAGACCGCCGAAAUUCCGGUGCAAAAAGACUUCACGGCCACAAUCGUGAAUUCAACCACAGUACGCCUGACACCGAAGGCCCCACCUAUUUCACAGCCAUGGGGCAACAAGUACCUGCUCACUAUGAACAAUCGCACCUUCACUAAGCCCUAUACGGUGAUCACCACAGAGGAGACAAUAAUCAACCUGCAGCCAUUUGGCAUUAACAAUGUCACGCUCCAGACUCCUGACACGAGUGACAAUCCUUUCCCCGCUAAAUUUAACUUCACCGAGAAGUGGGCCCGCAAAAUCAAAUACACGUACUUUUUCGCGGUGAAGGACUCCCACAACAAGCUCUCUCACAUUUAA
This is a messenger RNA of Dibothriocephalus latus, 387 nucleotides long. Lineage: Eukaryota; Metazoa; Platyhelminthes; Cestoda; Diphyllobothriidea; Diphyllobothriidae. The record is from the annotation of a GenBank genome assembly.